Molecule: messenger RNA, 3427 nt
Organism: Myxocyprinus asiaticus (Chinese sucker)
Lineage: Eukaryota; Metazoa; Chordata; Actinopteri; Cypriniformes; Catostomidae
Gene: srd5a1
Product: steroid-5-alpha-reductase, alpha polypeptide 1 (3-oxo-5 alpha-steroid delta 4-dehydrogenase alpha 1)
Exons: 5
Coding region: 78-875 (265 amino acids)
Biological process (GO): steroid biosynthetic process
Cellular component (GO): membrane
Molecular function (GO): 3-oxo-5-alpha-steroid 4-dehydrogenase activity
Source: RefSeq, a predicted model, not a curated record
AUGGCACACGUAGAAACGUUACCUAAACACUUCACAUAAAUAGAGAAUCGAGGAUUUAUAUUUUGUAAUUGUCAACCAUGGACGCUAUUCUCAACAAAUUAUUUUCUUCUGAGGAGGAAGAACUGUACGUUUUGGAUUGUUUAUCCUACUUAAUGAUGUUCAUGGCUUCCGUAACUUUCCUGACUUUACUCUUUGAGAACGUGCCCUAUGGCAGAUAUGCAUCCAGCAGGUAUGGGUUUCCUGUAAAUGUCAAAUUCGCCUGGUUUGUUCAGGAACUGCCCGCUUUUCUUGUGCCUUUGAGUUUGGUGCUGUGGAGUUCCUGUGCAAAGAUAACGCACCUGCCCAACCAGCUCCUUCUGCUCAUGUUCUUUUGCCAUUACAUGCAAAGGUCCCUCAUUUACCCAUUUUUAAUUAGAGGAGGGAAAUCAACACCAUUCAUCUCGUUUGCCCUGGCCUUUGUCUUCUGCAUCUAUAAUGGCUACCUGCAGGCAAGAUACCUGAGCCACUAUGCAGAAUACUCGUCUGAUUGGGUUACACAUCCCUGUUUCAUCACAGGGUCUUGUAUGUGGUUCCUGGGAUGGACCAUUAACAUUCACUCUGACCAUAUACUCAGGAACCUCCGUAAGCCUGGAGAGACAGGCUAUAAGAUACCUAGAGGAGGCAUGUUUGAAUAUGUAUCAGGAGCAAACUUCUUGGGUGAGAUUGUAGAAUGGGCUGGAUUUGCUCUGGCUGGUCACUCACUGCACAGUGCAGCUUUUGCCGUCUUCACUCUUGUUGUGCUGUCCAGUAGAGCAGUGGCUCACCACAAGUGGUAUCUCGCAAAAUUUGAAGACUACCCAAAAUCAAGGAAAGCUUUAAUACCGUUUGUGUUCUGAUCCUGUGGUAAGCCCAACCACAUCACUUCCAUAGAAACAACAUGUUUUGUCAUUUUAGGAUAUUACCUAUAAACAGUGUUCUUAUUGUGGAAUGUUUUAAGGGAAGUACUGUCAUAAUAUACAGAGACGGGGAACAAAGAUGAGCAUCACAUAAACUCCAUUUUACAAGACAAAUCAUUGUACUGCAUUUUACACCACACACAUUAAUGUUUUAACUUAAAAAGCAUAACUACAAGAGAUAUAGGUUAAUGGAGGGAUCAGAUGAGAUUAAAAACAGGCGGACGGGUGCAUUCAUACCACAGAUCUUCUAUAUUUAUCACUCAGUCGCUCCUUCAAGACUGUAGCCCUGUGUUAGAGAAAUAUGGACCAGUUUGAACUGCUGCUGUCACGUUUCAGUCAGAUUGGAUAUGAGGCAAUCGGGGUCAGGGCUGCCAGCUCUUAAUAUAAAACAUACAUAUGAUGGCUCAUAUCGCAACCAUGUACUGCAGGUGUGUUGACAGCAGCACAACCAUUUAUGAUCCUUAUAUACAGAUUCGUAUAAAUUAUAUUAAUUUAAAUGUAAUGCUUUAAUUUAAAAUAUAAAAAAUAAUAAUAAUCCUGUUCACAUGAGGUUUUAAGUAAAUUACUUGUUUUAAAUUUAAUCUGGUACUGAUUAAAAAAUGCACGACUAAAAUUGUAAGUAACCUAAUGUUUUAGAUGUGACCCCAAUAUAAUGUAUAUGUAAUCAUGUAAAGCAUAAAAAACAAACUGUAAUCUGAUACUAUGUACAUUUUAAACUGUAAUGUAAUCUAAUUACAGUUACUUGAUUUUUGUAAUCUGAUUAUGUAAUCCAGAUUAUAUGUAUAUAUACUUUACAUAUAAUUGAUUGAUUUUUCAAAUGUUUAACAAAUUACAUUUAAUGAAUUUAAACUGAGGCACAUAUUGUGCAAAUUAUAGAUAACGACAAAUGAAUUUAUUAAUGGACUCUGGGACAAAUGGGAAUUUAUCAUUAUCGUAGUACCUCCAGUUGAUUGUGUCUUAAUACACGAUGCAACACAGAACUUCUGAAGUUUUCUAAAAACUUUCAGGCAGCAGAUGGCAUAGGGUCAGUACAUGGAGCUGUCAAAAUAAAAUAUUAAGAUCAGUAUUCAGAAGUAGCGGAGCGCUGCUUUCAGAGAAAAAAGAAAAGCAUACCAUGCCUUAAAAGGACAGCUGCAUUUAUUUAUGUGUAAAAUGCCUGAGUUAGUUUUGUGUAUACUGUAUGAAUCUUUGUAAGAUACAUAUGUUACAACAGGCCUUUUGAAGAUCAUGCUAAUUCAACACUACAGUGUUGCAUUCCAUUUUGAUAUCUUGCUUUUCUUCAGUGGAUGUAAAAUAAAAUUAUAAUUUCAGAGACGUACAGUGAAUAUACCUCAGUCUCAGUUAUCUGCUGCUGUUUUUACAUAUAUGUUUUGUUCGUAACAUCAUUUACCAUUGCUGACAUGUUUUCACUUGCGGUGGGUUCUUAUACUAUACCUUCAAGGCAUAAAGCAUGGAAUAUGGCAAGAGUUAUUUUUCCAGAGUGUCCGCACUGUCAGCUAGGAAAGUGGUUUGGGAUAAUUUAUCUGUGGAAAGGGGAAGGUCAUAUGAAUUGUUUUCAAUCAUCUAGUUCUACUUGUCUCUGUCUUUUAAUACUGUGAAAUAAAGAUUUUAUAUCAUUGUAUAUUUUAUACUGUAUGCAUUUUUCAUCUUUUUGACAUUGAAGUACAUAAAACCUACGCUCCGUUCUAGUUCAUUCCCUUCAGAAGUGCAUGGUCAAUCUGGACCUGUUUGAGGUGUUGGGUUUGUCUGUCUGUUCAUUAGGGAAAUAACCCAAGCCACAGUCAAGGCAUUGAUGAAAUCCCCCUGCAAACCACAUUGCAUACAUACAUAACGUUUUGCAACACCAAGCACACCCUCCACUACGCUUUGAGUGAUAAAGGAGCAUGCAGAGGACUUGUAUUGAAUGUUACAUUUUUGAAAACUGUAAUACAGCAGUGAGCUCUGCUUGCACACUGACAGUAGUGAUCACAGGAGAUGUCAGUGUUCUGACCACGAGGGGUUACCCCCCCUUUUACACAUGCUGCACAUGAGCUGAAGGGAAGGCGCUUAUUAUAUAAUCACUGUGGGAGGAGCUUAUAAUUGCAGCUUCAUUCUUCAGCAUGUCAAAUGGUGAUUUAUCAUCAUCAACAAAGAUGUCCUCUUCUAAGUUUUUCUUUUUUUUCUCAAAAGUAUGAGUUUAUUUUUGACAGAGAGUACGUUUUUCAACUGGCUAUCUAGUUAGCUUAAUCGAACAAUCAGUGACAUGAUUUUUCCAGCAUUAAUGUCUUUAUUUACUUAUCAUUUGCAUGAAGAGGAUAAUUGAUUUCAAAUUCAAUUUGAAUUUUGUUUUACAUUUGAAAUUACAAAGACUACACAUUGUUCACUCUUUUAUCAGACUGGCAUUGUUUCCACUUUAAUAUUUCUGUUUACUAAAUGUUUAAAACUUUAGGUGAGCAGCUUUAACGUCUGUAAACAUUUGUUUUUCUUAUUUAUCAAUAAAAUAUUGGUUUUCA